Molecule: messenger RNA, 4318 nt
Organism: Colletotrichum destructivum
Lineage: Eukaryota; Fungi; Ascomycota; Sordariomycetes; Glomerellales; Glomerellaceae
Product: Putative mediator complex, subunit Med14
Exons: 3
Coding region: 585-3956 (1123 amino acids)
Biological process (GO): regulation of transcription by RNA polymerase II
Cellular component (GO): core mediator complex; mediator complex
Molecular function (GO): transcription coregulator activity
Source: RefSeq, a predicted model, not a curated record
GUCCUCGUUCCUGCCCUGCUUGUCUGGCUAGCUGCACGCUCUCGCCUUCGCAACACCACCUUCCCUAUCGUCGAGCAGCCGACUAUCGAUUCUAAUCGCGCCCUCAGCAACCAUCACCGAUUCGAGCCGUGCGCAUUUCAGACUUUCCGACCUGCAAUCUGUCUCUCGACGGGGGACCAGUUCCCGACUUUGAUACCGCGAUCUCCCCCAUCAACGAUCGACGCUAGGUCGUUUCCUUGGAUUACGAUUUUAUCGUGUUCCCACGACACCACGCUUGCGCCUGCCAACUACGAACCUCAACGCGACAAACAACACAUUUACGCAUCGAGUCUCGCCUGGCCAUUUCGAUUUCUCAGUUGAUGCGAUUGCGCUACCCUGCCGGCUUGCGCAUCUGGCGCCGAUGACUGCAUCCCAUCUCGCAGCCACCUAGCAACGGGAUCAGCCCCUAUCAUCAUCUGUCGCUAGUCCGUCGCAGCCUCUUGGACGACCGAGAAUCUGUCUGCUGUCAGAGAGGAACGGCACCAGCUCAGGCUUUGGAGGGCCGAUCGUGAGGCAGGCAACGAGGCAGGAAGGGCCCUCCCCCGAUGCCUGGAAUCGUCACCAUGGAGAAUGGAGGCCUGAAUGGAACACACCUGAGUCAUAGCAGAGACCUGAAGACUAACGGUGUCAAUGGUGGGAAGAUGGAGGGACAGCCGUCGCCGAACAAGGGUAAGGCACCGGCCGAUGAUGCCCCGGCGACAGACGACAUGGCGAACGGCGCCUCCGACGCGAAAGGCAAGCAGCAAACCCAAAUAUCUACCAGCCUCACGUUACAACAAAAGCCGAGGAUGAAUGACCUACCGGAGGAGAUUGUGCACAUCACGCAAGGAUACAUCCCCUUGUCAAUGAUCGUUUCGCGCCUUGCGCAGCGCACCCACGAAGACUUGGAGAAGACGAUCAUGGACAUGGCCGCUAUCAAGUGGGCUCCACCAGCUGUGAACGGGAACACACCCAAUGGCACCGACACCCCGGAUGACAUGUCAGAAGGGAACAAAAGGAAAAAGAUGCUCAUGCUCAAGUUUGCCCAAGAUGCGCAUUCCAAAUGGGUCAAAGCACUCGUCAUUACGGACUGGAGCAGGAACGCGGAGGCUGUCAGCAAGCUAAUCGACAUCAAGGCGCACAUCGAUUCCAAGCGGAUGCUGUUCGACUUCUGCCAGGACUUGCUGAUCGAUCUGAAGCGAUCCCUCAUUUCAGCGCGGCUUCCCAACCCUGAUCUUAAGACUGCCCUGCAGGUUCUGACAACUGGUGAAGCAUCAUGGAUCCCCGAGCCGGGUUAUAUUCCACCGCCGCCAUUAACACCGGAGGAACAGCUGAAAUGGAUCGACGAUCUUAACACCAUGCUGUCUCUGCGCCUAAACCUGGACGACUACAACAAGAUACCACAUCAAUUCAAGGACUAUGCCAUACACUCGGGCAGAGUCACUUUUAAGGUCAAGGGCGAAUUUGAGGUGGACCUGACCAUCGCCGAUGAGGAUUUUGCGAAGCAAUUUUGGUUCAUCGAUUUCCGGUUUUCCUUCUCCCCUUCCUCGAGCAAGCUUUCUGACACCUUGGUGUCAUACCUCGAACUACGGGUCAACGAGAUUCUGGGUCAAGACGGCUUGGAGGGGUGUUAUCAAUUCCUCCACGAGUUCGUCCUCACGCACAAGAUCAACGAACUCCGACGACAAGCUAUCGAGCUGAGCCGCAGCACGUGGACCGGAACAUUAAUGGUCGAACCCCUCAACCGAGCUUUGGCCGUCCAAUACUGGACCGCUCGGUAUGGCCCCAACGGGCCUAAGAGCUGGGUCAUGGUUGCUGUCAAUAGCGCGAAAAGGACCAACGGGCAGAUCGAUCGGAAGCAUUCCAGUCGCUUAGUUGCGCGGUGGUAUCGCGACAACAAGGAGGUCAAAGACGUCUUUUUACCGUUCGACGUCGACAAUUUGUGUGCCGAGGAUCUGCUCAAGACUGCUGUUGCCCGGCACGUGGAGCAUAUACUCUCCUCGAUCCAUGCCAAGCUUCUAUCAUAUCCCCGGUUCGUGAAAAGAGAGUCCUCCAUGACUCUCAAGAUCUCACGAACAGAGCCGAUGGAAUCGUGCUUGAGUAUGCAACUUGGCUCGCGGGACAAUGUCACCCUCAUCAUACAACCAGUGACCGGCUUUGCGGCCAUCAAGCCCCAUACCAAGUACUCUCUCAACGGCGAGAAUCGACUCAACUAUGGCGGCAAGGACCCCGCCGAGGAUGGCGUUAUCUGCCUGGAAAACAUCAGGUGGGGCUAUGUCAUCGAAGAAUUCAAUCGCAGAGGACGUAGCGUGGGCUGGAAGACUUGCAAAAGCCCGAUUGGAAGUGAAGAGAUCAAGCAAAUCAUCCGGACUCGCGAAGGUUUCCAGACCAUCUUUCUCCAGCGUCAAAGUCUAGGCCAGGAAUGGUAUGUGAUGGUGUCAUUGAGCCUGAGCGGUGAUGAAUGGUGGUUGCUUGAAAUCAACCGCAACACGCCGGGACGUCCGAUCAAGUUUCAAACCAAGCUAGAGCUCACCCGAGGGCAGCCCGACCUGGACGACUCUUUCUGGUCGAAUUUGACCCUCUUUGUUACCGGCAUCAUUGCUCAAGCUACCGAUCUAGAAGAUUUGCACAAAAAGGAGGUCAAACACCUGACGAAGGAAUCCACGAACUAUUCGCUGCCACAGCAAGUCCGGCUUCCGUCUCUUAUCCUCAAACUGUCACAAAUACUGCGACCGUCAGAGAUCAGCAGCGCACAUGAUACCUCCAAGGAUGCCCCAUAUCGUUCGAGCAACAACAAUUUGUCUUGGGCUCAGGACCAAAUCGAAGUGAAGUUCAGGGGGCUUCUACCUCAACCCUCAGUGACACUUGACCAGCAUGACAACUCCCUCUCAGCCGUCGAGGUGCUUGAGAACAUCCGACUCAACACUGUGGUCGACGCCGCUGUCAAGGUCAAAGAUAAAGCGAAAUUUGCGCUGCUCAAAGGCCGCAUCGACCGGGACGUUUCUUUCAGCCCCAAGAAAGGCGAAUUCAUCUUUCGGAUUCGCCAAUCAAUCGGACAGCCGAUCCUGGAGACUUUAACAACCCACGUAAACUCCAUUGACCGCCUCGUAGGUUUCCUUGAGGCCAUGGGCAAGGCACGAGGCGACGUCAGAUGCGAGAAAGUUAGUCUCAAGCAAGUCAUUUUCACAUAUAGCGACAUGAUAAUGCCCGGCGAGAGUAGCAGUACGCAAAAGCCCCAGCGAUGGCGGGUGUCCCUCGAUUUAGCCAAGAGCGACAUCCGGAUGUCCUUGGAAAGGGGAAACCCGCACUUGAGAGUGCUCGAUCUGCUCACGACUCUCGUCAAUACCCAGAACGGUCUGAAAGCACUACUAGUAUACAUGCCAUUGUUGCUGCCCAUCCUGAGAACUCUCGACAACAUCGAGUCGAAGUGGGAGCCUUUGGCAACAACAAACCAAGGGCGUCUUGAGGUCUUUCCAAGAUCUGUUGAUUGGAUCGCACUCCGUUAUACUCUCCCCAACACGAACGGCCAACCACGAAUACUUGUCCUACAAAUCCGAAGCAAGCUGCGGCGCAGCGAGGUGUGGUGGAAUUUCUCUCGCACAAUACCGGGGGGGUCCGCCCCCCCUGACGAGGGGUUUAAUAGGGUCCUGAAGAGGAUCUGGGAGUCACAUGGCGACGGAUGGAGGGGUCUUACGACGGGCGCAGCUGCCCAGCCGGGACCCAGCACCAUGGAACUGCUUACGAGGCUUGACGACGCUGUGCGGGCAUACGCUGUAACUGGAGACAUCAGCGAGGCACCAUUGACACAGGAGGCACAGACACAGUCGAGUCAGACAUUUUCCGCAAACCAGUCUUUCGGCACACAGCCCACGAGCGUGAGCCAGGGAAGCAACAGGAGCAGCGGAGGAAGCAAGCAGGCGCCUCUGGUGCUUGACUAAGUACUGACACCAGUGUCCAAUGCUAGCAUAUGGGCUAAGAAGCAUAUGGAACAGUCGAUCAAGGGCAACUUGUCACCCGCAGAUGUACAUACCUGGUCAACAAGCACAGUGGAUGAUGCCACUUGUCUUUUGUUUUCUCUUUCCAUUCUCCUUCUAUCAUUACUAGAGGCGUCGCGAUACCAAGGGAAGGGUACUUAGAACGACGAAAGACUCGGAUGCCGCGAAGGACGCGCCAAGAUAGUACUUUCAGAGAAAGCCGACCUACCAUGACCAGGAAGGUGAUCGCAGUGAUACCUCUGAAUAAACAUGCAGACUUUAAAGCGCCAGCGUCCCUCUGAACUCUUGACACGCAUGAUUCAACG